Hepatospora eriocheir is the source of this 1158-nucleotide messenger RNA. NCBI's taxonomy places the organism in Eukaryota, Fungi, Microsporidia, Hepatosporidae. The record is from the annotation of a GenBank genome assembly.
AUGUUUUUAUUUAAAUGUUUAGAAAAGUUUUAUAAAAUAAACAAUCAAAUGAAAGAUAAUUUAUAUGAAGAACAAAAAAGUUUUAUUUUAAAUACAUCAACCGGUAUAAAAGCUUUAUUAUUUGACAGUGAUGAUACUAAAAAAGCCAUUAAUAAUAUAAUUUCAUACUAUGAAUUUUUAGAACACGAUUAUUUUUACUUUACAUAUUUAAACAAUAAAACUAGAAAACCAGAAAAUAUACAUUGUGUGGUAAUUUUGGAUCCAAAAAACAUCAAUUUACUAAUAUGUGAGUUAACAAACCCCUACUAUAAAUCUUAUACAAUUUUGUUAAUUAAAUCAGUUGAUGACUAUACUUUAGAAAUAUUAGCUGGUACUGAUAGAUACAAUUUGAUAGAAAAGAUUUUAAAUAUAAAUUUAAUUGGUAUAAAACAAGAUGACUACUUCUAUUUAGUUAAAGAUUUAGAUGUUAGUGGUAUAUUUAAAAAUAUUGAAAAAUAUCCUUUUAUUGUUAGACAAGAGUAUAAUUUAGAAGACAAAUCUUACAAAUUUAUUGCUGAAGAUAUUCCAACAAAUUUAAAUUCGUGUAAACUUUUGUAUUUUGAAAGAGAAACUGAUUUAAUUACACCAUUUAUAACUGAUUAUUAUUAUCAAUCAGCAAUUUAUCAAUUAUUUGACUAUUCAAAUUAUAUGAUUACUUUAAACAACAAAAAGUAUAAUUUAAAAGAUACUUUUUUUGAAAGAGUAAAAUUUUUAAGUGUUGAUAAAGUAAGUAACGAGUUAAAGGGAAUAGUUGAGGAUAGUGAAUUAUAUGAAAAACAUUCAACUAUAGUAAAUGAGUUAAUAAAAAAAUUAGAUUUGUUAAAAAGUGAUACUGAGAAAGAACUUAAAGAGAUUAAAAUCAAUAAAGAAAGAAAUUGUAAAUUUAAUAAUAAUCAUCUCUUACUUGCCUAUGAAAGUCCUAUUAAGAGAAUUAUGAAACACUUUAUAGAAAACAGACUUAAAAUUAUUAAUAACACAAAACAAAACAACAUUAUAAAGUGUUAUUAUAAUUUUGUUUUUAUAAAAGGAGGUACUUCUUAUAGAGAAUACAGAGAUUUAAUGAGUUUAAAUAGUGAAAAACAUAAAAUUUACUUGUUAUCAGAUAAAAUACUAAAAUAA